Molecule: messenger RNA, 2874 nt
Organism: Dermacentor andersoni
Lineage: Eukaryota; Metazoa; Arthropoda; Arachnida; Ixodida; Ixodidae
Source: RefSeq, a predicted model, not a curated record
UUUUCCCACCCGAAGUUUACAUUAGUCUAUCGCAAACACAAGGUAGCAGCAAUCUGCACCGACUCCUUAUUAAAGUGCUACGCUGGCGAUUUCUCACCAAGUCAAGGCAAUCAAAUAUUUAGGUUCCCGAGACGCCCCUGUCACGCGCCUUUUUCGUACAGUUGUUCUGGAAAUUCGAAAAUCAUCUUAAGUAAAAAAGAAAUUCGCGGUCCGUUUGCGAGCUCCACGUAGGAUGGCAAAAUUUGCAGAGAUGUUCACAGCAGCGUAUCCUAACCGCGCACUCGUUGAAGACUCGUUUAAGUCUAUCGCAGUUGAAAGCAUGCCCCUUUCUACAACCAUCUCUUAAUUUGCCCAUUAAUUUCUUUUUCUCUCUCCGGCGCAGAUGACACCCAUUCAAGAGUUCAAGCACCUCCUCGGUGUGGAAGCACGGCCAUCAUGUUGAGCUGCCACCUACAAGUUCCACGUGAAAAAUAAAAUAGUCACGCGCUACAACGAAGCACAAAAUGGAACCCCGCAGCCUGUGUGUCCCGUGCACCAAGACCCCCGACGAGAGAUGCCAAUUGCUUCAGCACCGAGAAGCCAUUAACGAAGUGCUCCUUGGCGCGGGACUAGAACUGUGCGAGGACGUCCGACAGGUCGGUGGGGCCCGCCUGGCAGUGACUCCGAUUUCCGCCUGCAAGUACCAACUCUGGGAUUCACCAGACGACUGGGUGAGAAGCGCGGCGCUCAUUCUCGCCAGUGAUCUGCUCACUUGUCACUCGCGUUGUUUCACUGCUUUGGAAAUAUACUCCACGGCUGGCUGCACCAGUCAGGCGCUAUACGCACUCAGCAAGAGUGCCGCCUUGAAAAGCUUGACUGUCUGCUUAGUGGAUGACGAGUCUCGCCACCGCACUCACCAUGCUGUUUUCGGAUUCGUCCACGCUCUGCCAUCACUCGAAGAGCUCGUCUUCAAAACCGAGAGCGAUACGCGCUACUCGACGAUUAAAUUUGGCCACGGCCAUCUUCUGGGACGCGCUCUCAGAAACCUCACCACGCUUGAUGUGAGGGCUCUGGAAAUGAGCACAUAUAACGCGGUGCAGUUGGUCAAGGCGCUCAUAGAGAACCGCACCGUCGCUGAUCUAGCUGUCGGAGGCUGCGUGUACAGAGCCGGCUUCAACGGCACGCCCGGGGAAGUGUUUGCCCGUUACCUUACCACUAGUGCCGCCACCCUGAAGAAGCUCACGCUAAGCGACGGCCCGGUUUGCGAUGACCUCGUUCUCUGGAAGACACUCAUCCCAGCGUUCUGUGAAAUGAUCACCUUGGAAGAACUGAAUCUGGACUUAUCCAUCGGAUAUGAAAUCUUCCCCGAAGUGACCGCUCUCUUAGCCGAAGUGGUUCUUCACUGCCCAACCAUACGACUCCUCCAGCUACCUCGGCAAGGACAAUCCUGCCGCGGCCAGUUCCUGAAUGGUGACCGAGAUCCACGAUAUAACGUGGCGCAUUGGAUGAGAGCGUGGCUCAAAGCUCUGCGGACGACCUACAGUUUGCUCGAGCUGCGCCUCAGUUUGCCAGACAUGGACAAAGUGGAGUGUCGAGCUUUAUUACAAGCUGUCGCUAACAACAAGGCAUUGAAGAAGGUGGUACUCCAAGAAGUGCCGCUGAUCACGAAUACCGAAGGCAGCGCCGAUCUGAUGGUCCUCUCCAAAACUAUCCAGGAGCUCAGCCUCGGCGACCGCGUUCGCCUCAUGAACCUUUCUGUGACCUAUCGGAACGCGCCCAAGAUAUUGGCAUCCACAAAACCUUCCACCGUGAACUUCGACAACCUCCGCAUCGAAUUCAGCGCCCAACACGACCUGGAACCUUUAAAGGCAUGCUGCGAGGUGCUCUCCCGCCGCGGCACCACAACGUCGUUCAACGUCUGCUGCGGUUUGAUGAGUCUCGCUGCGUUCGACAACUUGUUGGAUUGGUUAGCCAAGUCGUCCACGCUGACCCACGCGGAAAUUUUCCCUUGUGAUCACGCAGGGAUAGUGGAUUUCUGCGGUCACUGCGUUGUCAUGUACGACCGGGUGGUCUCGGCGCUGGCGAGGAACGCCAGCAUCGCUAGAGUAAGUUUUGUUGGCCCCGUCCAGGUACAAUCGACACACCUUGAGGCUCUCUGGUACUGCGCUCGUAAGCAUCGAAAUCUCAUCGGGAUCAGCCUGCCUCCAACUUGGAGGGACAUCGACACGUGCAUCCGACUUUACAGAGAUUCGCCGAACAUGAACCUCUACGUGGACUGGAUGAGGGAGCUGCAGCGGCUCAUGCUCAAGAACGCCGCUCGAAUAAGUGUGGCGGCCAGGUUCGUGUUGGGCGAGGACAUCCGCAAGGGUGCCAGACUCAUCGAACGCCUGCACGAGCAUCCUCGGUUGCUGGAACUGGUGCGGGAAGGAGCAUCGGUCACCGACGCCGAGGCCCAGGAGAUGGCCCAGCGAGCCAUGGAGAGGGUGCGGGACUGCAGCCUUCGCGACUACAUGAGGCUCACCGGCGUGAUCAAGGAGAAAGUGGAGCGCCUUGACACCGACUCCAGAGAAGUCCACCUCGUGAACUUGCCGGCAGACUUCUGGCUCAUGGUGCGCCGAUGCCUGAAGAUAACGCACGUUGUUAUCCCGCGCGGAGUCCAAGUCUGGGAGGGCUUGCCCCCCGUAGAAUCUCUGUUUAGUAUGAGGCUUGCAUGAGCCCCCCUUCUCUCGCUCAUUUCCUUCAUCCCCCCGCCCCAUAAAAUAUUGUUGCAGCGCCACUCGCUGCCCAUACCGACCUAUCUUCUUUCAAUGGGUGCUGCCCUUGGCUAUAUAACGGAAGCGCGCUUGCCUGCACAGCAAACACCGUAUGCACGCACUAAACGAGAAAUAAAAGCAU